AUGCAUGCUGAUCAAGCAACUGAUCCUUCUCUCAAUCCUAAUUCCGCAUAUUUUCUUAGCAACAAUGAUGUUAAUGUUUCAAAAUUAGUAAGCAUAGUCUUUGAUGGAAAGUGUUUCAAUGACUGGAAACGCUCCAUGGUUAUUGCAUUAUCAGCUAGAAAUAAGCUUUGCUUCGUUGAUGGAUCAUUAAUGAUUUCUUGGAUUCUGGCAUCUCUCGAGCCUUCAAUUGCAAGAAGUGUUUUGUAUUUGAAAACAGCAAGGGAAAUAUGGCUUGAUUUGGAAGACAGGUUAUGUCAAUCUUCUGGAUCUCAGUUGUUUUCCAUCCAAUUAAAGUUAUAUAAUCUUAAUCAAGAUGAUGAUGAGGAGAUAUCAAGUUUCUUUACUAAAAUCAAGCUGAUGUGGGAUCAACUUGAUGGCCUAGAUCCCUUGACUUCUUGUUCUUGCACUAGCUGUUGCUGCACACUUAUUCAGAAACUACUUAAGUCUCAGCAGAAUCAAAGGUUGAUUCAGUUCUUGAUGAAACUCAAUUCGAAAUAUGAGCAUCCUAAGAGCAUAAUUCUCAUGAUGAAUCCUCUACCAACUAUUUCGAAAGCAUAUGGUCUGUUGCUUCAACAUGAUCAACAAAGAGAGGUGCAGAAUAAUAGAGGCCAUAUGAAUUCAGAGUCAAUUGUGUUCACUGCCAUGAAAUUUAUUGACAACAAGUACAGUUCCAGUUCUAACAGUCAAAACACAUAUUCUGGAGGACAAUCAAGGAACAAUACUAGAAACAACUUGUUUUGUGAGCACUGUAGGAUGAAAAACCAUACAUUUGAUAAGUGUUGGAAGCUGCAUAGGUAUCCCAAGGAUUUUAAAGGUAAAGGUAAAAGAGUUGCAGCAGCUGUUCAAAUGGAAGAAACCUAUGCUAUUGAGAAAUCAGCACAAGAAGAAACUAGUCUUGUUCAUGCCACAUUCACUGAGGAGCAAUACAAUCAAUUGAUGAAGCAUCUCAAUACUUAUCAGGACCAUUCCAAGAAAAGGCAUACUGUGCUUGCUAAGUUGAACAAAGGUCUUUACAGUUUGAAUGAGAACCUCAUGGGAUCUGUCUGCAAGUCUACCUCAAAUAAUUUUGCAUUGUCAAGUGCUUGCUUCACUUCUAUUGAAGAAGCUAAACUGUGGCUUCUUAGACUAGGACAUGUUUCUUUUGGAAAAAUAAAGAACAUCAAAGGGAUUGAUGUUAAGGGAUGUUUAGCAGAGUGUUUCUGUCAGAUUUUCCCUCUUGCUAAGCAAUCUAAAUUUCCAUUUUCAUUUCUCACCGUUGUAGAUGACUACACAAGAAUGACAUGGACACAUUUAAUGAAAAGCAAAACUGAUUCUGUACAGAUUAUGACUCAAUUUUUGUCCUAUGUUGAAAAUCAGUUUGGAACUUCUAUCAAAACCAUUAGGUCAAAUAACGCUCCUGAUCUGACAGAAGGAGAAAUGAAACAAUUACUACUUAGAAAAUGUGUUUUACAUCAAAAGAGUUGUAGUCAUACACCACAACAAAAUGAUGUUGUGGAGAGAAAACACAAACACCUACUAGAAACUGCCAGGGCUUUGUAG
This is a messenger RNA of Spinacia oleracea (spinach), 1578 nucleotides long. RefSeq lists its product as uncharacterized. Bases 1 to 1578 code for a protein of 525 amino acids. The record is from RefSeq and is a predicted model, not a curated record. The transcript is spliced from 4 exons. NCBI's taxonomy places the organism in Eukaryota, Viridiplantae, Streptophyta, Magnoliopsida, Caryophyllales, Amaranthaceae. Gene Ontology annotation, molecular function: nucleic acid binding. Gene Ontology annotation, biological process: DNA integration.